Molecule: messenger RNA, 953 nt
Organism: Temnothorax curvispinosus
Lineage: Eukaryota; Metazoa; Arthropoda; Insecta; Hymenoptera; Formicidae
Product: DNA polymerase zeta catalytic subunit-like
Exons: 5
Biological process (GO): double-strand break repair via homologous recombination; error-prone translesion synthesis
Cellular component (GO): nucleus; zeta DNA polymerase complex
Molecular function (GO): DNA-directed DNA polymerase activity
Source: RefSeq, a predicted model, not a curated record
UUGCACGUGUCUGCACAUGGCUCGCACCGAUUAUCCUCCCGCAUCUCAACAUGUUUUCCAUCACUUUGGUAAAUAUUGACAGUUAUCAGACGUCCCCGGUACCCGAGCUGGACGUGACAUUCUCGGAGUUCCGUGGCUCCGAAGUGAAAAAGGUACCGAUAAUCAGAGCGUUCGGAUCAACUGCCACGGGCAAGAAGACAUGCUUGCACAUUCACGGUGUCUUUCCGUACAUGUAUGUCGCGUGCACUGUUCGGGAGAAUACGGAUAGCUAUGCUUAUCAACUGGCUGCGGCGAUCGAUUCUGCGCUGAACACAUCCUUCGGUUCAGCUUUGUCCAGCAGCCAACACGUCUACAAGAUCCAGCGAGUGUCGGGAAUACCUUUCUACGGUUAUCACGAGAAGGAACACUUGUUUUUUAAAAUAUAUUUUUAUAAUCCAGCCAUAAUUAAAAGGACAGCGGAUUUGCUGCAGAAUGGUGCUGUUCUCAAUCAAACUCUGCAGCCGUACGAGGCACACAUCCCAUAUAUUCUGCAAUUCAUGAUAGAUUACAAUCUCUAUGGCAUGAAUUUAAUAAAUUUGAACAGCGUAAAGUACAGGCACCCUUUGCAAGGAUGCGCAAGAGAAGACAGCCAAAGCAGAUCUACAAUGGAUUUGCUAGACACGCAAACGUACCUUCCGAUAUCCGUAACGAGACAAAGCAUGUGCGAGUUGGAAGUGGACGUGCACGCUUCAGAGAUUCUGAACGGGCAAGGUGUCACCAAAAAUAUGGAGCUGAAUCCUGGUCUUGCCGCGAUCUGGGACGAGGAGAAAGCAAGGAGGGCCGAAGCUGGUCUAGAAGACGCAAAGUCGCAAUUAUUAUAUCCCAAAACUCCCAGCAAAAUUAUUUUACCUCCAACGAGUAGUGAUCUUUUUCAAGAGGGCCAAUUAUUGAAAAGACUGAACGCUAUAUCACAA